UUCAUUUUCAUAAGUACUGUGACAUCUGAAACGUAUACAAAUUAUGUUAAUUGGACGGUUGCACUAAUAUUUAUGUGGCAUUCGACACUGACUUUGGCCCUGUUGCCGAUGGCGUCGUCACAUUUGGGUGAACAGAGAACAAAGGUGUUGAAACUUUUUGUUGAAAAUGGAAUUCGCACUUUUGCCCCGAAACUGCAGCUAAAGCUUCAAGGAUUUCUUCACAUUACGAAAACAGAGUUGUUUAUCAAUCCUGGAAACUAUUUUGUUCUUAACAAGAAUUAUUUUAUAUCGGUUCUUGGAUUUCUGUCAACCUAUGUUCUGGUUCUUGUUCAGUUUAAAGCUUCAGAGAAGCCACCAGUUUAAUUUAAUAUAUAUAUUUAAAUCAUAAACGAAUAAAUGAUCAUUCACUGAUUGAUUUAUUAUUUCGAAUGGUA
This is a messenger RNA of Folsomia candida, 434 nucleotides long. RefSeq lists its product as uncharacterized. NCBI's taxonomy places the organism in Eukaryota, Metazoa, Arthropoda, Collembola, Entomobryomorpha, Isotomidae. Gene Ontology annotation, biological process: sensory perception of taste. The record is from RefSeq and is a predicted model, not a curated record. Gene Ontology annotation, cellular component: membrane. The transcript has 4 exons. Bases 73 to 363 code for a protein of 96 amino acids.